CCCUAUUUCUCACCAUUUCUCUUUUUCUUCUUCACUUCUUAACUCAACAGCCAUCCCUGGAGGAGUAACCAGACACAUAAACGCAGUAAUAUCACCAGUUAACCCUGCGAAACUAGAGUCCACCUAUCGCCUUCUGUUCAGCGUCACUCAACAAGCCACACCCUUCCACCUUGAUUUCUGCUUGACCAAGUCGACAUAACGGUCAACUGUACCCGUCAAGCCAUAUAUUCGAGAUAUAUAUCAGGUGAUUCGACACACAGUAGAGCACGAACAACAUGUCGAUCGAACUUAGUCCCUCUACCCAACUGGGUUUCCCCCGUCCCUUCACCAGCGUCGUCAAGCGCUCGCUUCUCAUCCAUAACCCCAACUACCACCCUGUUGCCUUCAAAGUCAAGACGACUGCGCCGAAGCAGUACUCUGUGAGGCCCAACUCUGGAAGAGUUGAGGCUGGAGAGAGCGUCGAAGUGCACAUCAUGCUGCAGCCUUUAGCCCAGGAACCCCCUCCCCACGCCAAGUGCAAGGACAAAUUCUUGGUUCAGUCUGCGUCCAUCACUCCUGACGAAGAAAUGCACUCUUUGGCGGAAUUGUGGUCACAAUUGGAAAAGACAAACAAGGGCGCUAUUAGCGAGCAAAAGCUCAAAGUUGUGUACCUCCCCGCCGAAGACGGAUCCACAAAUAACCAGGGCAUCCCUGAAGAAGACGAGGCUAAUGAGGCUAGCAGGGUUGAAGAGCCAGCCAUCUUCAGCCACGCCCAAACAUCACCUUCCCACGAGAAACCCUUUUCUCCCCUCGAACAACCCAAGUCUGUCGACACCACUGCUCCUGCUCUUGCCCCCACUCAACCUCCUCUUCCAUCUCUCUCUCCCGCUGCGGUUAACUCUACCAACUCAGCGCUCGAGCAAUCUCUUGCGGCCACCACCUCUGAUUCUGAAAAACUGGCCGUUGCGCUCAAGGAGAUUGAAUCUCUUCGUGCCCAACUGGAAGAGGCCAAGGGUCCUCAAGUCUCUGGCUUGAGGAAGCGGGGUAUGGCCGGAGGUGCUAACGAGCCUGCAAACAAGCCUGCGCAAGCUGUGGCUACUGCUCAACAGCAAGGUGUCCCCCUCGAAAUUGUCAUCGGGCUCAUGGUCGGUGUCUUUGUGUUGACUUACCUGUUCUUCUAAUUACCCGCUCAAGAGCCUGGAGUGUCUUUAGAAUGUGCGGUAAUGGGAAUAAAAAAGAGAUGGAGCAAAUAAACGCUGCGGGUAAGGAGACAAAGUGGGAAGGGAUUGGAUAGGGUCUAAAUUAAGACUUUGACGUCGAGGGGAUUUACCAUUUACCUAUUUUUAUUUAUAAGGUAGAUUUGUUUAUUUCAGAUGUGAUUAUCGACUCUGUGCAUCACCACAUGCGGACACUCAAGGAACAUGAUUGUUGACUACCAAUCUUCCGGUUCAUCCACCCAUUCACCUUUCCUUCUCAACUCCCUUUCUACUUCUCUAAUCUUUCUAUACCCGCCCCACCUCGCUUCCACCCCCUCCGCAUCAUUUCUUUCCACCCCCAGUUCUCUUCUUAGUUCUCCUAUGCCCUGCUCCCAUCUCUUCUCCCAAUAUACCGUCACGAGGCUCCUCCCUUCCCGCCCCGUCCUUAGUGCCCAGGGUACCCAAUCUCGCGUCCAGGUCUCUUUUCUCUUUAACCUCAGAGGACCGAAAACAGAAGAGAGGAGUGCUACGGGGAGGGACAUAUUGGAGAAUUCGAGGACUUUGAGGGAUAGUUCGUGUGGAAGAGUGGGGGGUAAGGAGAAGAGGGUGUGAUAGAGAUCGUGGGUUUGGCGGUAACGAAGCAUUGUGUAUGCUAAGAGUGGAGAAUCGAUGUAUUGCACCUGGGGUUUGCAUCAGCUCCAAUUAAUUCCUCAAGUUAAAAGCGUUGAAAGGCUCACAGGAGCUCGGCUCUCUGGUUCCAGCCCUCCACCUCCCAACCACUCUACAUAUUCUCUCCCCAGCGUGCCCCUCUUCAGUUCUUUCAGUUUCUCAAUCGUCUUAUUCGUAAUCUCCGGUCGAUCCUUCAUAAUCUGUCUCCCCUCAGGCGUCAUUUUCAUCUUCUCGUGUAGCGCCGGAAGGAAAAUACCGGCUGUGGACUCCGAGAGGGAAGCGAUGAGAUCACCGCGUGUGACGUCGAGGACGCCGACAACGC
Messenger RNA from Cryptococcus deneoformans JEC21, 2166 nucleotides. Its product is annotated as protein binding protein, putative. The coding region runs from base 276 to 1160 and encodes 294 amino acids. Gene Ontology annotation, molecular function: FFAT motif binding. The transcript has 5 exons. Gene Ontology annotation, cellular component: endoplasmic reticulum membrane; plasma membrane. NCBI's taxonomy places the organism in Eukaryota, Fungi, Basidiomycota, Tremellomycetes, Tremellales, Cryptococcaceae. The record is from RefSeq and is a predicted model, not a curated record. Gene Ontology annotation, biological process: endoplasmic reticulum membrane organization.